Plectropomus leopardus (leopard coralgrouper) is the source of this 769-nucleotide messenger RNA. RefSeq names its product small integral membrane protein 15 (gene smim15). The record is from RefSeq and is a predicted model, not a curated record. Lineage: Eukaryota; Metazoa; Chordata; Actinopteri; Perciformes; Serranidae.
CGCAGUUGGGACCACACCGGUCACACUUCCCGGAACAGGGAGGAGCUGCUACUUAUCUUGGAUAUUAACACAAUCUAUACUCAUUGGUUUGAUUAAGCCUCACCAUUGCUGACCAGGAUGAUUGACGUUCGGGCAUGGGCAGAGUACGUGGUGGAGUGGGCUGCCAAAGACCCCUACGGUUUCCUCACCACUGUCAUACUGGCCCUCACACCUCUCUUCAUUGCCAGUGCACUGCUGUCCUGGAAACUGGCCAAGAUGAUUGAGGCACGUGAUCGGGAACAGAAGAAAAAGCAGAAACGUCAGGAAAACAUAGCCAAGGCCAAGAGGACCAAGAAGGAUUGAGCCUGUGCAUAGGAUAAGGGCAUAAAAACAAAAGGAGCUACCACCACGCUCACUGUCCUCUUUAUUCCAAAUACUGACACGGUGCCCUUCGUUGUCCCAGCCCUACUGUCAGCACGGGGCCACUACGCCUCGUGUCCGGGGUAGGAGACUGGCCCCGCAGGCCUAACAGUGCUGAGACGGACAGUACUGCCCGAAGGAGGCUCGUCCCAGUGGGACUUUGGUCAGCAAGAGCACAGUGGUCAUCUGUAUGAUGUUGUUCUACAGAAAUCCGCUGAUAAUAUUGUGCAGCUGUUGCAACACCUUGCAUUCCAUUGUUAGCUCCCAUGUUCUGCUGAAUUGACGAUGUAACGAGCAUACUGGAACUUUUUCCCAAAUAUCCCAAAUACUGCUUUCUAAUUAAUAAAAGUUUUCAUGGUUGAUAAGAAAA